UCCAGUGAAUGGUUGGAGGAGGGUCGAGUGUCUCAGUCUCAGCGGUAGAUCCAUGAGCGAAGAAAUCAACGGCUGAAUUUUAUACAGUUAACCGGGACUGAGAGGAACCAUGCUGGAAUACAAAUCCAAAGGCUCAUUUACGACUCACAUCAGCUGGCAGUCUCUUCGGAGAGAGAUGUAAUGGCUUUAAGCGCUUUAGUGAUUCCAGACAGUCUAAUUGGAGUUUGCUACGUAGAUAGUUCCUAAAAGGAGGAAUGUGUUCGCCCACAAGGAUCUGAUAUCUGUUCACCUUUGACCUCUUUGAGGACAUAAUUGAAAUAUGGCAAGGUCUCGGUGACCUUAAGUAUCCCUGAAAGAAUCAACGGCAUGGUGUAAACGUAACAUUUGAAUACCAAAGAUACCUGGAAUAUAACCAUCUUCAACUGCAAAGCAGUAACCAUGGCAACCAAAUGUAAAGUCCAAUGGAAAGUAUCCAUGGAAACCACAAACUCUGUCUGGCUCUUGUUCGGGACCAUAUGGAUUUUUUUGGCUGGAGCUUUACAAGCAACCUUGGCGAGUGAAGAUGAUGUCACAGCACGCAUCAGUUUCACAUACAAUGCAGAAGGACGUUCUGUGAGAGAGUUCUCUGUGGAUGGUGUGUAUAACUAUUCAACGCUUUUGCUGAGCCCAGAUGAAAACAAGAUCUACGUGGGAGCCCGGGAGAACAUAUUCUCUCUCAGCCUGGACAACAUCAGCAUGACGUAUCUACAGAAAACACUCACAUGGAGCACUCCAGAAAGGAAGAGGAAAGAGUGUAUCUUUAAGGGAAAGGACCCACAGACUGAUUGUUUCAACUACAUCAAGAUUUUACUGCGUCUGAACAGCACACACCUGUAUGUGUGUGGAACGUAUGCCUUCAGUCCCAUCUGUGCUUACAUUAACAUUUCAAGUUUCUCUCUGGAAAGAGAUGAAAACGGGGUACACGUUAUGGAGGACGGACGUGGACGCUGUCCAUUUAAUCCAGAAUACAGAUCUACAGCUAUUACAGUGGAUGGGGAACUGUACACUGCUACUGUCAGUAACUUCCAGGGAAAUGAACCCACCAUAUAUAGGAGUCUAGGGUCGGGCACCCCUCUCAAAACGGAGAACUCUCUCAACUGGCUCCAGGACCCAGCGUUUGUAGGUUCUGCACAUAUUACGGGUUCAGACAGUGAGAGAAGUGAUGAUCAGAUCUACUUUUUCUUCAGCGAGAUGGGGAAGGAGUUUGACUUCUUUGAUAACACCAUAGUGUCCAGGAUUGCACGUGUGUGUAAGGAGGAUCAAGGUGGGGAGCGAGUCCUGCAGAAGAAAUGGACCACAUUUCUGAAAGCUCAGCUCUUGUGUUCGCUACCGGAUGAUGGCUUUCCUUUCAACAUCAUACAGGAUGUAUAUGUGCUUCCAGCCCAACACAAGAAAAACACACUCCUCUAUGCAGUCUUCACUUCACAGUGGAGUAAAGGUCUAGCAGGCAGUUCAGCAGUGUGUGUGUUCAGCAUGGAACAGGUAGAAAAAGCAUUUAAUGGCCGUUACAAAGAAGUGAACCGAGAGACACAACAGUGGUACACACACACUCACUCUGUACCUGAACCACGACCUGGAAUGUGUAUAACUAAUGCUUCAAGGCAGCUGGGAAUAGACUCAUCCCUUGAUAUGCCAGAUAAGGUACUGAACUUUGUGAAAGACCACUUCCUGAUGGACAGUCCUGUCAAAAGUCAGCCUGUGCUCUUCACACACUCUGUGCACUACACACAAAUCGCUGUGCACCAUGUGCAAGGCCUCCACGGAGCUUACGAUGUGAUGUUCAUCGGCACAGAUGAUGGACGUUUGCAAAAAGCUGUGAAUGUAGCAGGUAUAAUGCACAUCAUUGAGGAGAUCCAGCUGUUCCCAGAGAAACAACCUGUACAAAACAUAGAGCUGGAUUCAGCUAAGGGUUUGUUAUUUGUGUCGUCACACUCUGGUAUUGUGCAGCUGCCAGUAGCAAACUGCAGUUUCCAUAACAACUGUGGCGAGUGUGUUUUGGCCAGAGACCCAUACUGUGCCUGGACAGGCACACACUGUACUGACGUCACACGUAUCCCGCCACAAAACCAAUGGCAGCAGGAUAUUGAAAAGGCAGACACUUUAAAAUGUAACAGCACAAUGUUUAGUGUGGACUCUGAGAGCUCAGUGCUACCACGUUCUUUCUCAAGUUCCCAAGAAUCUGAAUGCGAACUCGUUAUCAUCCCAGCUAAUACUCUUCGCCUGCUACCCUGCAAUCUUCGCUCCAACCAUGCUCAUAGGCAAUGGUCAUACAAGCCAGAUGUAGGUCACUUCCUGUUCCCAAGCACAGAUGGUGGGUUGGUAGUCAGUGGCAGAGCAGGCAGCGAUGAGGUCUUCUCGUGUUGGUCAGAAGAACAUGGCUUCAGGCAACUCCUGGCUAAUUACUGUGUGAAGGCAGAGCCUUUUUCUGAGUCUACAACCAAUACUGGGCGGAUGGAUACGCAUCUUAUAAUCCAAAGUAUUUCAUCGGACGUUUUGUCCAGUGAAACGGCCCGCUCCGCUCAAAUGCGCAUAAAGACGUACGGCACAGAGCUGGCAGUAGUGUGUGUGCUGUUAGCUGUUUGUGUGCUUUCGUUUGGGCUCUCUGUAGCAUAUCGACACAGGGGCCGGAUGAAGGAGGUACUGAGAGGAGGAGAACAAACUGGAGGAGCCCAAAAAAGCACAGUCAGGCCUGGGGAGAGUUUACCCCUCAAUGCUGGUGCGCUUCCAACCUCCCCAUCCGACCACAAGAGCUACCAGACGUUGGAGGAAAGCUGUGGUUAUAUAAUUGCUUCAUCAGAGACAAGCACGCAGAACAACUCCAAAGAAGCACAGACGCUCGCCCAAACACCACAGAAUGGCUUUAAAGAGAGCCAUGUGGAAGUCAGUGACAUUUGCCCUCGGCCACGAGUACGACUGGGCUCUGAGAUCAGAGACUCUGUGGUAUAAAAUACUGAGUUUGUAUAAUUUACACAUAAACAAUCUAACAUUCUUAAUGUUCACUUGGUACAUUCAAUGGGCAGCUUUCUUGAAGACUAAGCAUACUGAGCCCUGAGCACAAAAGAAUUGAUGGUACAUGCUCAGUGUGCGUAUUGCCAAAUUGUAGUUGUUUAAGACAAUGCCCUCAAAUCUGCUCCCACAUCUCCUUCACUCUUCAGUGUUAAACUUUAAAGUGAUAGUUUGUGUUAAUAUGAGAAAGAGUGCUGAUACAUUAGAGAGCGAAACAACAAUCCAAGGAAGAGUGGACCAGAUGGAUUAACAGGAGAGAGAUGGGCACUGAGCCUUGUGUUGUAUGACUGGUACUGGUGCUAUUAUCACUGCCAAGACAAAGAGUAAUGAUGCCUCACUCAAGGUGAGAAGACUGUUCUAUAUGUCUGUUUGUAUUCCUUUGCUAUUUUUGUGCAAAGGUUCAAUGCGGUACUUUAAUUUUAAAAUUUGACUAUGAAACCCAUAGCCCAUACUCUGCAGAUUCUCAUUAUACCAGCAUUAAACACCAGGCAGUUCAGGCCAGAUAGCUUGUUGGUGUUACUUUCUCAACAGUUUAGAAUUCUGCUGUUAUUUCUAUUUAUUCCCCUUUUUUGUUUCUAUUUUUGGUAAUCGUUUAAUUUCUUAGUGCUUUUUGGGACAUAGUAUGUUUGUGUUUUCUCUUCUGUUCAUGUUAGUAAAGUGCCUGGUGUUAGAGGAGUAGUUCACUUCCAGAACAAAAAUUCACAGAUAAUUUACUUACUCACCCCUUGUCAUCCAUGUUCACGUCUGUCUUUCUUCAGUCGAUAAGGAAUUAUGUUUGUUGAGGAAAACAUUUCAGGAAUUAUCUCCACAUAGUGGACUUCAAUGGUGCCCCCAAGCUUGAACUUCCAAAAUGUAGUUUAAAUGCAGCUUCAAAGGGCUUUAAACGAUCCCAGCCACGGAAGAAGGGUUUUAUCUAGCAAAAUGAUCGAUCAUUUUCUAAACAAAUUUCUGUACUUUUCACCUCAAACGCUUGUCUUGUCUAGCUCUGUUUUUUCCAGUUCAAGACAGUUAGGGUAUGUCAAAAAACUCCCUUCUCAUUUUCUCCUCCGACUUCAAAAUUGUCCUACAUUGCUGCAGAAGUACCGACCCAGUGUUUACAGUGUGAACAUGCAAAGAUCAUCAAACAGCAGGUAAAACAGCAAUGUUGAAAAAGUUUUGAAGGUGAAGAAGAAAACGAGAGUUUUUCGACAUACGCUAGCUGUAUUGACCCGAAUUACACAGACUACACAUGCACAUCUCAGAGACGAGACAAGAUGAGCAUUUAAGGUUAAAAAGUAUAUAAAUUGUCAAUUUGUUUCGAAAAUGACCGAUCAUUUCGCUAGAUAAGACCCUUCUUUCUCGGCUGGGAUCGUUUUGAGCCAUUUGAAGCUGCAUUUAAACUGCAUUUUGAAAGUUUAAACUUGGGGGCACCUUUAAAGUCCAAUAUAUGGAGAUAGUUCCCGAAAUCUUUUCCUCAAUGAACAAUUUUUUUACGACUAAAGAAAGGGAGAAAUGAACAUCUUGGAUGACAAAGGGGUGAGUAAAUUAUCUGUCGAUGUUUGUUCCGGAAGUGAACUAAUCCUUCAAAUAAUGGUAUAAUGUGUACCGGAAAUAUUAAAUGUGGAGUAAUUAUGAAAAAAAAAAAUUGCUUUUAGGUAAAAUGUAGCAAGCUUGUUUCUCGUUAAGAAACUUUGUUUCUUAAUACCCUUGAAUGUACAUUUGAAGAGUUAUAUGAAAAUGUAAAGCACAAACUUGAGAUAGUUUUGCCUCACAGGUUGGUGUUUAUUGUGUUACAGAAUAUAGUUGGAGUCUAAACAAGCAGAAGCAAGAUAAUGAUACUGUAUAAUAAUACAAUAUAAUAAUAUUACAGUAUAAACUCUAUGCUUGGCAUUUGGUAAAGAGUGAGAUAAAAGGAGUGUCUUAACAGUGAGAAAAGUGGGAAAAGCCUAAAAAUGUGUGUAAAUUUACAAUCUGUUUUAGGGUGAUAAAAGAAAAUGUAGAAGAACAUAACAGGUUACGUUCAUUUAUAGUUAUCCAGACUUCAAAUGCACCCUCUCUCACACAAACACACCCAUGCACUAACGUUGCUAUUAUAGACAUCCGUUCCACUUGGAAAAAUCUUUUUAAUCCACAUUAACCGUGACAUGUUUGAUGUUGUUUAAUCAUGUGUUACAUUCCACUGUGUUUUCAGCUUGUGUGUUUUGAAUGGAAAAUGUAAAGUAGAUUGUGAUCUUUUAUACUUUUACACUGUUUUACUGUUGUUUUACAUUGUACAUUCACGCACUUUAUUUUUUCUACCAGUAUUUGUAAGCUGUAAAAUGAGGUAGGCCACUGUCAAAAUCCUGGUUUAAUAUUGUAGUCAAGGUUUGUACAUUAAUGAAGAGAUAAAAAUAGGUCUGAAAGAGUGUCUCCACUGUCUGACAUGCAAAAUAAAAUUUUGCAUAAACUCAAA
Labeo rohita (rohu) is the source of this 5476-nucleotide messenger RNA. RefSeq names its product sema domain, immunoglobulin domain (Ig), transmembrane domain (TM) and short cytoplasmic domain, (semaphorin) 4Bb (gene sema4bb). Lineage: Eukaryota; Metazoa; Chordata; Actinopteri; Cypriniformes; Cyprinidae. Gene Ontology annotation, biological process: neural crest cell migration; axon guidance; semaphorin-plexin signaling pathway. Gene Ontology annotation, molecular function: semaphorin receptor binding; chemorepellent activity. The record is from RefSeq and is a predicted model, not a curated record. The transcript is spliced from 15 exons. Bases 439 to 2985 code for a protein of 848 amino acids.